Lathyrus oleraceus (garden pea) is the source of this 1424-nucleotide messenger RNA. Its product is annotated as homeobox-leucine zipper protein ATHB-13. Gene Ontology annotation, cellular component: nucleus. Gene Ontology annotation, molecular function: DNA-binding transcription factor activity, RNA polymerase II-specific; sequence-specific DNA binding. NCBI's taxonomy places the organism in Eukaryota, Viridiplantae, Streptophyta, Magnoliopsida, Fabales, Fabaceae. The transcript has 3 exons. Gene Ontology annotation, biological process: positive regulation of DNA-templated transcription. Bases 287 to 1147 code for a protein of 286 amino acids. The record is from RefSeq and is a predicted model, not a curated record.
AAAAAGAGUGAUAUAUAUUGAAGGUGAUGUAUAGAAACAUAUAGAUUCAAACAUCUCUUCUUCUUUCCCUCACUCUACCCUCUCCUCUAAAAAAAUAUUCACUUUUUAAUAGAAUAAUAUUUUCAAGAUUAAUUUGUGCAUCCUCUUUCAGUUUUCAAGAACAUGUUUUUGAUAGUUCCUUUCCAAAUAUGCACCUAGAGAGAGAGAGAAACAAUAGCAAGGAUCAAUCUUCAUUUGUGAUAUAGCUAUUGAAGAAAGAUUAGUAGAAUUUUUGGCUUGCAAUGAUAUGGCUUUCUUUCCAUCAAAUUUCAUGCUUCAAACUUCUCAUCAAGAUGACCAUCAUCAACCUCCACCUUCACUCAACUCAAUUAUAACCUCAUGCGCACCUCAAGAUUACCAUGGAGGAGUAUCCUUUUUGGGAAAGAGAUCUAUGUCGUUUUCCGGGAUAGAACUCGGAGAAGAAGCGAAUGUGGAAGAAGAAUUAUCGGACGACGGAUCGCAGUUAGGGGAGAAGAAGAGAAGGCUUAACAUGGAACAAGUGAAGACCCUUGAGAAAAGCUUUGAGUUAGGAAACAAGCUUGAACCUGAGAGGAAAAUGCAGCUUGCAAGGGCUCUUGGACUUCAACCAAGACAAAUUGCUAUAUGGUUUCAAAACAGAAGGGCUAGAUGGAAGACAAAACAGUUGGAGAAAGACUAUGAUGUUCUUAAAAGACAAUAUGAUUCUGUUAAGGCUGAUAAUGAUGCACUUCAAGCUCAGAACCAGAAGCUUCAGUCAGAGAUAUUGGCACUGAAAAAUAGAGAACCAACAGAAUCAAUCAACCUAAACAAAGAAACAGAAGGAUCAAGCAGCAACAGAAGUGAAAACAGUUCAGAAAUCAAGUUGGAUAUUUCAACAAGGACGACACAAACAGCUAUUGAUAGUCCUUUAUCCACUCAACAACAAACAAGCAUAAACCUCUUUCCAUCUUCUUCUAGACCAACACUAGUUCCUCAUCAACUCUUUCAAACCAAUUCGACAAGACAAGACAUUAAUCAGUGCCAAAAGAUUGAUCACAUGGUUAAAGAAGAGAGUUUGAGUAACAUGUUUUCUGCCAUUGAUGAUCAAUCUGGAUUAUGGCCAUGGUUGGAGCAACAACACUUCAAUUGAUCAAAUAAAAGAGUUUUCAGAUUUAAAAUUUUCUUGAUUAUCAUACUCGCGCAUGUUCGGAUAAACAACGACUUUAUGUCGUAGUGAUUUUGACAAAAAUACGCUAUGAACUUUUAAUAAAAUCACAGUGUCGCUGUAAUUUUGUCGAAUUUACUGUCGAUUUAUUCAGUUGCGAAAGUUAUAAACUUUGUUUUGGUGAACUUGAUGUAUAAAAUAGGAUAUAUAUCAAGCAUAAUUUUUCAAGUAGAAGUUGAAAUAUAUAUAUUCUUUCCAGUAA